Penicillium crustosum is the source of this 846-nucleotide messenger RNA. RefSeq lists its product as uncharacterized. Bases 1 to 846 code for a protein of 281 amino acids. The transcript has a single exon. NCBI's taxonomy places the organism in Eukaryota, Fungi, Ascomycota, Eurotiomycetes, Eurotiales, Aspergillaceae. The record is from RefSeq and is a predicted model, not a curated record.
AUGUCGUUCUUUUCCGACUCCCCUGAUGGCGGCCGGCGUAAUGCCGAGCCUAAAAUCCGUUCCGCCCCGCCGCACACUCAGGCUACCAAUUUGCCCAAGGAGGCUCCUGCAACCCUUCUAGACAUCUCAAAGCUCAAGCCAGAGUCUAGCCUUACGGUAUGGGGCAAUGAGAUCCUUCAUGUCUUGCGGCCCUUCAAGCUCGAUGCACUCGUGAGCACUGAUAUUCCGAGGCCCAAGCCAGGAGAUCUCAACUACAAGCGAUGGAAAUACUGGACUCUUGUUGUUGCUACCUGGUUGUUUAACCAAAUCGAGGUCGCACUUCAACUCAAUGUCAAAGCACAUUCAAACGAGCUCACCUACGCCGACGAGAUCUUCAGCACAAUCAAACUGUUGAGCCUGCACAAUCAGUCCAAGUUCGUUGCGAGCGAGUUAAAGAGAUGGGAGGGAAUGAAUCGCAAGAACUUCGCUACCCCUACAGAUUUCACCAUGGCGUACCAGAACCAGUUUAACCGCCUGAAGACAGAGAACCUCGCUCCCGAUUGCGAAGUUGCGCUUCUUCGACUUCUGCAAGAGCUUCGUGGAGAAGUCUUGAAGAUCCCGUUUAUUGAGGAAGAGGUGAAGAAUUUGGAACGACCCGUGGACUACCAGCUUUUCGUCUACUAUUGCAAGCUCUUGGUAAACGAAUGCCGCAAGCCCAGCAUCUCACCCGCCGAAGGGGAUACCAUGGAAACUGGUGGAAGUGCGACGGGCCAAAGCCAGAGCAGUGGACGAGAUAUCUCCUACCGCGGCUGGAGACAGAGCACUAGGGACACGGCCCAGCAUGGGAGUAGGUGUGUUGCUUUUUGA